This is a messenger RNA of Paramuricea clavata, 2153 nucleotides long. Lineage: Eukaryota; Metazoa; Cnidaria; Anthozoa; Malacalcyonacea; Plexauridae. The record is from the annotation of a GenBank genome assembly.
AUGCUCUUUACUCCAUGGCGGAAUGAACAAACAGAUUUAAUAAAAAAUUCUUCUUCUUUUCAAGAACACUAUAUAGCUCGGCAUGAUGAGAUAAAUGAGCAGAUGAGACAAUAUGAAGUUUGUAGUGAAGACUUAAAUGAAAUUCAACAUAGUUUACAGCAACAUGAUGAUGAUUUGUAUGACACAAUAGCACCAGUCACACAAGAUACUGAACGUCAAGAUGAGAACGAAGGUAAUACAGAUACACAUCCGGAUUUGAAUGAAUCAUAUGACCUAUCAGAGGAUUUGGGUAUCCCAUCAACAUUACCCAGAAAUGAACCACUCAUUCUAAAUGAAAUGCAAGAUGGUGAGUACCGAAGAUUAGUUCAAAUGCUUAAUAAAAAACAAAGAGAAUUUUUUACCAUGCUCUGCAUCUAAUUAAAACAUCAGCUGAUAAACCAUUUUAUGCCUUCUUAAGUGGAAGUGGUGGUGUUGGUAAAUCUCAUCUCAUAAAAUCAAUUUAUCAAGCAGCAUUAAAAUACUAUAAUACACAAGCUGGUGAAGAUUUCCGUCGCGCUCAUGUAUUAUUACUUGCUCCUACAGGGAAAGCAGCUUACCUUAUUAAAGGUAACACGAUUCAUAGUGCUUUGGCAGUCCCAGCAAGUCAAUCACUUAAGAAUUAUAAGCCACUUGAUUCUGGUAGGUUAAACACAUUAAGAUGUGAACUGGGUGCAUUGAAGUUGAUACUACUUGACGAAAUAUCAAUGGUUGGAAACAGCAUGUUUACAAUUCAGUUGAAUAACCGUUUAAAUGAUUUAAAAGGAAGUAAAGAAGACUUCGGUUGUGUUAGCAUCAUUACAAUAGGUGAUUUGUUUCAACUUAAACCUGUCAUGGAUGGCUACAUUUUCAAUGAUGUUCAGUCUUUAAGUUCUUAUAAUACUCUUGCUCCAAAUUUAUGGAAAAGAUAUUUCAGAAUGUUUGAGCUUGAUGAGAUUAUGCGACAAAGAGAGAGCAAAGAGUUUGCUGAAAUCUUAAAUAGAUUAAGAGAAGGUAAACAUACCUCCAGUGACCUCCAAAAACUGAAGGAGAGAUGUGUUGAAGAAUCUAGUUGUCCAAAAGAAGCACCACGUUUGUUUAUUCAAAAUGCUUUCGUUGACGACCAUAAUGAAAAAGUGUAUGAAUCAUUUAGUGGUGAUAAAUAUGUAAUUAAUGCACAAGAUAGUGUUAUUGGAGCAUGUUCUGUUGAGCUUAAAGAGAAAAUAAUGAGGCAAAUACCUUAUGUUUCAUUAAGAAACUCUAAACAGUUAGCUCGUAAACUAAAACUUGCUGUAGGGCAACGCACAGAAAUGGCAGUUGAUGUGCGAACUGAUGAUGGUCUUACAAAUGGUGCUAGUAACAUAAUAAAAUUAAUACAAUUAAUAGAUGAAAGUAAACCAUCUGGUCUUGUUUGGGUGCAGUUUGACCAUGAAGAUGUUGGCAUAAAGACCCGACAAGAAAACAGAACUCUAUAUUCUAGAGGUAUUGAAAGUAUGUGGACACCAAUUAAACCUGUUACAACACAAUUUGCGGUGGGCAGAACUAAAUCAGCUCAAGUUGUAAGAAAGCAAUUUCCAUUACGGCCAGCAUCAGCCAAAACUGUUCAUAUAUCACAGGGUGAUACCCAAUCACAAAUAGUUGUGAACUUAAAUACUAACAGGGCUAUUCCUCAUAUACAUUAUGUUGCUUUAAGUCGAGUUACAACAAUUGAAGGGUUGUAUAUCACUGACCUAUGUGAAGAUAAAAUAUCUGUUGAUCAAAGAGUUGUUAAAGAAAUGGAAAUGUUCGGAACAGAACAUAGCUUAAAGCUUUGUUUUACACCACUAUAUAUGUUGGAUCAUUCUGAUUUAAAAGUCUGUUACCUCAAUACUCGAUCUCUGCAUAAACACAUUGAAGAUGUUCGAAAAGACAUCAAUUAUUCCUCUACUGACAUUUUAAUAUUUACUGAAACUAGGUUCAGCUCAUUGAAUCCUAAUGAAAUGUACAAUAUUGAUGGUUACAGCCUAUUUAGAAAUGAUAUUUCUCAAUAUUCUGGUCCUGGGCGACCAUAUGGUGGAACAGCUGUUUAUAGUCGAAUCCCUUUGCAAGAAGGAUAUCCUUAUGCUCACAAUUUAAAUGGAAUUGAGGUCAAUUAUUAA